Episyrphus balteatus (marmalade hoverfly) is the source of this 8083-nucleotide messenger RNA. It is a transcript of the gene na, whose product is annotated as sodium leak channel NALCN. Gene Ontology annotation, biological process: transmembrane transport; monoatomic ion transport. The transcript has 16 exons. The record is from RefSeq and is a predicted model, not a curated record. Gene Ontology annotation, cellular component: membrane. The coding region runs from base 417 to 7022 and encodes 2201 amino acids. NCBI's taxonomy places the organism in Eukaryota, Metazoa, Arthropoda, Insecta, Diptera, Syrphidae. Gene Ontology annotation, molecular function: monoatomic cation channel activity.
CAAAGUAUACAACGAGAUAUUUAAUUCAACCCCCGAAGCUGAAAGAACUUAGCUAAAUUUUUUUUUGUUCAAUUUAUAAAAAUAAAAUGAUGACAAGCAUUUGUUUUCUGAAUUUAAAAUUUAAAUUAAAAAUUUAAUAAAACAAAAUAAGCGCACAAGGCACGAAGAAACGUUAAAGUUUAAGUUCAACCAGGAACAAAAGUACGAAAAAUUAGAUAACUUUUGAAGAAAAUAUAACAAUCGAUGCAAUGUAGACAGUAAAUGUAUUUUUUUUGGUGUGUAUUUGUUUUGGAAUUCAGGAGAAUGUCGUUGUGGUGACGAUGUCUUAUAAUUAAGAAAGAAAUAAAUUAAAUUGUGAUGUACAAUUGUGGUCAACGCCAUAACAUAUGCAAUGCACUUUGAUGUUCUGUGUUUGAAUGCAUGAAUUCACUCGAAAUCGUCGAAAAAGUGUUGGUAGUAGUGGAGGAGGAGGAAGUGGUAGUGGGGAGGGAGGUGGAGGUGGAACCAAAUUUGGUGACGUUCAAAGUAACCAAAUUCUGACUGGUGAUGAGAACAGUAACGGUAGCAAAAAGCAUAACGGAAACGGAAGUGAAUUAGCAAUCGGAAGUAAGAGUAACAGCAAAAGUGGAGGUGGAAGUGAUAGAGCAAUAUCAAUUGACAGCAGCGAGGGGUCAGCCCAUAACCACCCUCCUCAAAAUAACUUAAGUUUUAACCAUUUGAAUUCACAAUCAGGAGUUGUUUAUCGCGAUCGCGACGAUCAAAUCAACCCUUUCUUUAACUGCCCUCAGCCUAUAAGUUCAAUUGUAAUAUUGGACAGUGGAACAACGACAACUGUAACCAAUUCCAAGUUGGAAUUGAAUGGAGCGACGGGGGGUAUUGGUGCCGCUAAUAGUAUGGGCACUAUGCUCCCCAGCAUUGAAGGUAUCGAUACAAUGGCCAACAGUCCAUCAGGCAUCGGUUAUAUUAGCAGCAAUAAUAGUGGCAGUUUGUGUGCAGGAACAACUGGAACUGGAAAUACACCAGCAACAACAACAACGGCUCAAGUUCAGCAAGUUCCUGCUUCAAAUUUGAACAGCAGCACCCACCAGAGCAUUCCACUGCCACUUAGUAAUAUCAUGAUUUUAAGUGGAGCAGCAGCAGCUGCUGCGGCACAAGCAAACACAGCAACAAGUACAGUAGGCAAUGCACCACCGCCAUGUGGUGGUGUUACAUCUAUAAUGGGCAUCUCUGGCGGUAUCAGUACGACAAUGGGACCGAGCAGCGCUAUUAGUGGUGUACCACCAAUCGGGCUGGGCAUUGCCACUGGGAUUGGUAAUAAAAUGCUCGGUCGAAAACAAAGCUUAAAAGGUGAACCAUUUUUAGCGGACUACGGUCCCGAGGAAUCGCUUAACGAAAGCACAGACAUCGAGUGGGUGAAUAAAUUGUGGGUAAGGCGACUGAUGCGCUUAUGCGCUUUAGUCUCGUUAACCUCAGUUUCCUUAAACACUCCGAAGACUUUCGAGCGACAUCCGCCAUUACAGUAUUGUACAUUUGCUUGCGAUACCGCUGUGACAGUUCUGUUUACCGCCGAGAUGAUUGCCAAAAUGCACAUUAGAGGAGUAUUGAAAGGUGAGGUGCCGUACUUGAAGGACCAUUGGUGUCAAUUUGAUGCUUCAAUGGUAUUUUUUUUAUGGACGUCUAUAAUAUUGCAAGUUUUUGAAGUGCUUGAAUUUGUGCCAAAAUUUUCUUAUUUAUCGAUUAUGCGUGCUCCAAGACCUUUAAUAAUGAUACGAUUUCUACGAGUUUUUCUUAAAUUUUCAAUGCCGAAAAGUCGCAUAAAUCAAAUUUUCAAGCGAUCGAGUCAACAAAUCUACAAUGUUACUUUAUUCUUUCUAUUCUUUAUGUCACUUUAUGGUCUACUUGGUGUUCAAUUUUUCGGAGAGCUCAAAAACCAUUGUGUCUUAAAUACAACCGAGGAGGACGAACAACCAUAUUUAACAAUUAAUUCCCUCGCUAUACCGGACACAUUUUGUUCAAUCGAUCCAGAUUCGGGUUAUCAAUGUCCGCCUGGAAUGAAAUGCAUGAAAAUGGACUUUCUAAGUAGUUAUGUGAUUGGAUUUAAUGGAUUCGAAGAUAUUGCGACGAGUAUUUUUACGGUUUAUCAGGCUGCAUCCCAAGAGGGUUGGGUUUUUAUUAUGUACAGGGCAAUUGAUUCUUUGCCUGCAUGGAGAGCAGCUUUCUAUUUUAGCACAAUGAUUUUCUUCUUAGCUUGGUUGGUGAAAAACGUCUUCAUAGCUGUGAUUACGGAAACCUUCAAUGAAAUUCGCGUGCAAUUUCAACAAAUGUGGGGAGCACGUGGCCACAUACAAAAAUGUGCUGCAUCUCAAAUUUUAAGCGGAAACGAUACCGGAUGGCGGUUAAUAAUGAUCGAUGAUAAUAAACAUGGCGGCUUGGCACCGGAAACAUGUCACGCUAUAUUGCGAUCUCCCUAUUUCCGAAUGCUAGUUAUGACUGUUAUACUGUCCAAUGGUGUUGUAACGGCAACAAUGACAUUCAAACAUGACGGGCGACCAAGGCAUGUGUUUUAUGAAAAAUAUUACUACAUCGAAAUUGCGUUUACGUUUUUCUUCGAUUUAGAAACUCUUUUCAAAAUGUAUUGUCUUGGCUGGCGAGGAUAUUAUAAACAUUCAAUUCAUAAAUUCGAAUUGUUGUUAGCUGUUGGUACAACAUUACACAUUGUCCCAAUAUUUUAUCUCUCAGGAUUUACAUAUUUUCAAGUUUUACGUGUUGUCCGUCUUAUAAAAGCUUCGCCAAUACUGGAGGGCUUUGUGUAUAAGAUUUUUGGGCCUGGCAAAAAACUUGGCUCACUUAUAAUCUUCACAAUGUGUUUACUCAUAAUUAGCUCAAGUAUUUCAAUGCAAUUAUUUUGCUUUUUGUGUGACUUUACGAAAUUUGAAUCGUUUCCCGAGGCCUUCAUGUCUAUGUUUCAAAUUCUAACACAAGAAGCCUGGGUCGAAGUAAUGGACGAGACAAUGAUUCGUACAAGCAAAACUCUGACGCCAUUAGUUGCAGUCUAUUUCAUAUUAUAUCACUUGUUUGUGACGCUCAUUGUGCUAAGUUUGUUCGUGGCGGUUAUUUUGGAUAAUUUGGAAUUAGAUGAGGACAUAAAGAAGCUGAAACAGCUCAAGUUUCGCGAACAAAGUGCCGAAAUUAAGGAAACCCUACCAUUUCGAUUGAGAAUAUUUGAAAAAUUUCCCCACUCACCGCAGAUGACUAUAUUGCACAAGAUUCCGAAUGACUUUACGCUGCCAAAGGUGCGUGAAUCUUUUAUGAAGCAAUUUGUUAUGGAACUCGAGAGCGAUGAUCCUUCUUGUGUGGUUGAGAAUUGCAAACGUCCAAUGUCCGAGUGUUGGGAAUCGAAUGUUGUGUUUAAAAAGCAAAAACCAGUUCAGAUUAUGAAUAAGACUCCCAAGGUUCGUUCUGCUGGGAGUAGCUUACGCAGGUUGGCCAUAACCCAUAUUAUUAAUGAUUCGAAUAAUCAACGUCUUAUGCUUGGUGAUUCAGCAAUGCUACCCGUAGUGGGAGCCAAGGGCGGACUUAAGCCCCAAGGAACCAUUACUCAUACAAAACCUUGGCGAGUUGAUCCUAAAAAAUUUGGAUCACGUUCAAUUCGAAGAAGUGUUCGAUCAGGGUCGAUUAAACUAAAACAAACGUAUGAACAUUUGAUGGAAAAUGGUGAUAUUGGAGCUGCAUCACGAGUUACAUCAUCUCGUGCACGCCCCCAUGAUUUGGAUAUCAAAUUGUUGCAAGCAAAACGUCAGCAAGCUGAAAUGCGAAGAAAUCAACGUGAAGAAGAUCUGCGUGAGAACCAUCCAUUCUUUGAUACACCGUUAUUCUUGGUACCUAGAGAAAGUCGUUUUCGUAAAGUUUGCCAGAAAAUCGUUCACGGUCGUUAUGACGCCCGACUUAAGGAUCCUCUUACAGGAAAGGAGAGAAAAGUUCAGUAUAAAAGUUUACAUAAUUUUCUGGGACUCGUAACUUACCUUGAUUGGGUGAUGAUAUUUGUGACAACACUUUCAUGCAUAUCGAUGAUGUUCGAAACACCAAACUAUAGAGUUAUGGAUCAUCCAGCUCUACAAAUAGCUGAAUAUGCAUUUGUUAUUUUUAUGAGUCUUGAGUUAGCCCUUAAGAUUCUAGCUGAUGGUCUGUUUUUUACACCAAAAGCUUAUAUAAAAGAUGUAGCAUCGGCUCUUGAUGUUUUUAUUUAUAUUGUAUCGACGUCAUUUCUCUGUUGGAUGCCAAAAAAUAUACCUUCGAAUUCGGCACCUCAGCUUUUAAUGAUUUUGCGCUGUGUUCGACCGCUUAGAAUUUUCACACUAGUACCGCAUAUGCGAAAAGUGGUUUAUGAGCUUUGUCGAGGCUUCAAGGAAAUUCUUUUGGUAUCGACGUUAUUAAUUCUUUUAAUGUUUAUUUUUGCUAGUUACGGUGUACAAUUGUAUGGGGGACGUUUAGCUAGAUGUAAUGAUCCAACAAUAACAAGACGAAGAGAUUGUGUUGGUGUGUUCAUGCGUCGUGUAUUUGUUACGAAAAUGAAGUUAUUACCGGGCUUGAAUGAGUCAUAUCCCUCGAUGCUAGUGCCUCGGGUUUGGGCUAAUCCAAGACGGUUUAACUUUGACAACAUUGGCGAUGCAAUGUUGACACUGUUCGAGGUGUUAUCUUUUAAGGGAUGGCUGGAUGUGAGGGAUGUUUUGAUAAAAGCUGUUGGACCGAUCCAUGCUGUUUAUAUUCAUAUUUAUAUCUUUCUUGGAUGCAUGAUUGGUUUGACAUUGUUCGUUGGUGUUGUAAUUGCAAAUUAUUCCGAGAACAAAGGAACAGCUCUAUUGACAGUCGACCAACGACGUUGGUGUGAUCUCAAGAAGCGACUAAAAAUUGCUCAGCCCUUACAUCUACCACCAAGACCCGAUGGUCGUAAGAUUCGAGCUUUUACAUAUGACAUAACACAGCAUAUUAUUUUUAAACGUUGCAUAGCUGUUGUUGUACUCAUAAAUAGUAUGCUUCUCUCAAUUACUUGGAUCAAAGAUGAGGUUCACACUGAGCGACUUGUUGUUGUCAGUACCGUUUUAACAUUCGUGUUUGUAAUUGAAGUUGUUAUGAAAAAUAUAGCAUUUACACCUCGCGGAUAUUGGCAAUCAAGGAGGAAUCGCUAUGAUCUGCUGGUAACAUUAGCUGGCGUUGUUUGGAUAUUUUUGCAAACCAUUUUAAGGAGCGAUUUAUCGUAUUUUAUUGGAUUCAUGGUGGUUAUCCUGCGAUUUUUUACCAUAACCGGCAAACAUACGACACUCAAAAUGUUAAUGCUUACCGUUGGUGUGUCCGUAUGCAAAUCGUUUUUUAUUAUUUUUGGCAUGUUUCUAUUGGUAUUCUUUUAUGCCCUUGCGGGAACAAUACUUUUCGGCACCGUAAAAUACGGCGAAGGCAUUGGUCGCCGGGCUAAUUUUGGAUCACCCGUCACUGGAGUAGCAAUGCUCUUUCGAAUUGUCACUGGUGAAGAUUGGAAUAAAAUUAUGCACGAUUGUAUGAUUCAACCGCCUUAUUGUACGCCUGGCCUUAAUUAUUGGGAAACAGAUUGUGGGAAUUUCACAGCUAGUUUGGUAUAUUUUUGUACGUUCUAUGUUAUCAUAACAUACAUUGUCCUUAACCUGUUAGUUGCUAUUAUCAUGGAAAACUUUUCACUGUUUUACUCCAACGAAGAAGACGCUUUGCUAUCGUACGCUGACAUUCGGAAUUUUCAAAAUACCUGGAAUGUCGUUGAUAUACAUCAAAGAGGUGUAAUACCUGUAAGAAGGGUGAAAUUCAUUUUGCGUCUUUUGAAGGGACGACUCGAAUGUGAUCCGCAGAAAGAUCGUUUGUUGUUUAAAUACAUGUGUUAUGAACUAGAUAAAUUACACAAUGGAGAAGACGUUACAUUCCAUGAUGUUAUAAACAUGCUGUCAUACAGAUCGGUCGAUAUACGCAAAGCACUUCAGCUAGAAGAACUUUUGGCGCGUGAAGAAUUUGAGUAUAUCAUCGAAGAAGAAGUUGCCAAGCAAACCAUACGGACUUGGCUCGAGGGAUGCCUUAAAAAAAUACGAGCCCAAAAUGCAAGUAAACAACAGAGCUCUUUGCUAGCCGGGUUGCGUGCAACAAAUGAACUUAUGAUGCGUGCUGCUGAAGAAAAAAUCAAAGAAACGAUGGCUGCAGCAGCUGUUGCAACAACCGCAGCUGCAACAGUUGCUGCUGCAUCAGAAAAAUCUACAGUUCCUCUUCCAAAAACCAGCUCUGAAGAACUUAAUUUAGAAACAGCUGUGUCACCUGAACAAAAGCGACCAUCAGUUGCAUCAAUUUAUAGUCAGUCUAUGUCACACCAGCCGGAUCAGCAACAAACCUCAACUCAAUUACAGCAGAAGCAACAGCAACCUGUGCAACAGCAAAUACAGCCACCACGUUUAACAGCGUCAUCUACUGGAGCAACCAAAAAACAAACAUUAAUUCGAUCUGAUUCAACUGGCAGUGUGUCUGGAAGGAAACUUCUUGCUCCCACUUCUUCAGAUCCUCAAGCUAGGCCGGACAAAGAGCGCUGUUUGAGCAAUAAGAAAAUUGACAAAAAACCACUUGCUCUGCCGUCCAGCAAAAGUAGCUUCAACGACUUUACAUCACACCAUCCUUCCAUAAUCACUCAUCAUCAUCAUCACCUUUAUCAUGAAGCUCAACAUUCCCGGUCCUUCAUUUAUCAUCAGCCACAUCACUUUCAGUACAAUAGUCAACAAAUACAAACUCAUAGUGACAUUGUUGCAACAAUAAACGGACAUCAUCAGUCUCAAUCGCAAUCCCAACCUCAGUCCCAGACCCAGUCCCUACAUCAAUCCCAACAACAUGCUACAACAGCCUCUAUAAGUGCCGCCGCCAAAGUACUUCCCUUUAAUAACCCAGCAAAUGUAGUCUACGAAGUGCAUGAUUGGUGGCAAGAACAAGUCGUUUGUGCGCAGGGCAGUGAAGAUGAAUGUUAAGUAUACCAAAUGUAAAAUAUAUAAAAAAAAGUUAACACUAUAGCCAGCUAAAAUAUUGCUGGAUAAGUAUUUUCAGAGGCUCUGAUUGGUCAAAUUUCAUAAAUUUCAAAAUGGCCGUUUAAAUGUAAAUUUUACUCACGGCCAACAUAACGCGUAAAAUUUGGAAAAAGAAUAAAACAGUUCAGAAACGCGUCAGAAAAGAGUAUUAAGAAUAUCAGGAAUUGAAGUUACACUUCUCAUUCUCCGAAAUUCACUUUGUAGGUUCACACAAUAUUGCAAACAAAUUUGACUCCUAGAUGGUGCUAAUAUCACUAGUUAAUUUCUUUGACAUUCUUGUGAAAAAGUAAAUUUUUCACUCUGUAAAAACUCCGGAAAAGAAGUAUAACUUCAAAAGUUUCUCACUGAACGGCAAAGAGUUGUAGAUACUUACUCUCCUGUUAAGAUCCUUUUUUAAACAAGUUUGCGAACGGAUUUUGAAACGUGGAAUAACGAUACCAUUCCAAUUUAAAAAAAACUUGAUUGAAGUAAAUAGAACCUACAGUAAACUCGGUAAAGUUUUUGUUUUUUUCAGCUGUUAUAAUUUUACUGACUGAGCAUCAAAGUCUCACGAGAUCUCUUAUAAUUCUGAAAUCAAUUUUUCAAACUUUUUUUGUAUCAUAGUUUUUAUCAUACAUGUAUUCUCCUAGAAAACAAUAGAAAACAACAAUAGAAAACAAAAUCCACAAUUUAGAAUAAUAGGAUAAUAAAUUCGCUUAAACUUUGAUCAAAACUAAAAAAAUAUCAAAGGUGUGAAUAAUAUUAAUUUUCCAUUUUGUAGAACAAUUUUUUGUCAUGUUAUAAAUAGAAUGCGUUCCCAAAAUGUAAACAAAAUAAUACAAAAUAGGAAAAUAAAUAAUGUAAAUAAAUCGAAUUAAAAUCAAAUGUUAUUAAACAAGCUUGCACGUCAAGUCGGUUAUACAGAGUUUUUGUUUAAAAGUAAAAAAAAAAUAAUAAUAGAACUAAUGUUAUUCUAGUACUUAAAUUUAAUGUUAAUGAAAAUGUUUUGUACCUUUAAAGCACAA